UGUGUGUGUGUGCGCAAGUGCAAAGAGCUAGCGGCAAGCUAAUAUGAAGUGUGUGCUGUGUCUCUGUGGGCCGAGAGCGAGCAGGAAGUUGCAGCUCGGGUGCCGUGCCACUCGUCUCAUCAAUGCAGCUUUCAUUCUCCUUGGCCGGGCCAAGAUGGAAGUCGUACAAAAGGAGCGCUGGUACUUCAUGGCACUCGUCUUCCUCCCUUUUCUUCAAGGAGCGUGUGCAGAUACCGCGCCGGAGAUCGAGACGGUCACGAUCCACCUACAGGAGGGGAUGAUCCUCGACUGCUUGUGCCCCUGGGACGGGAACCUCACCAUGGUGUCAUGGACCAAAGACCCAGACACCAAUUCCAUCGCCGUUUUUCAUCCAGAGUACGGAGUAGCCACCACUUACCAUUACCGUGAGCGGAUCGAAUUCUUGAGAAGCACCCCGAUGGACGGAAGCAUAUCCAUGAAGAACGUCACCCAUCAGGACAUUGGCGUUUAUCACUGCUCUGUCCAGACGUUCCCCCAAGGCCCUUGGAUCAGAAACAUUCAGGUGGAGGACUUAGACGAGCCUCCAGAGGAAGAUAAAGAAGACGACGCCGAGGUCGUGGAGGCGGACGUGUACGUGACGGCAACACCCAGCAGCAAUCUAACCGUGGAGUGCAAUCACGAGCACAACGGCACCAGCGUGCACCAGGCCGUCGUGGAGCACAUGGCGUUGGGUCAACCGUGGGUCAUCAUCGGCAUAUGCAAGCGGGUGGAGGGCGGCGUGCUGAUCGAAGACUACAGCGAGCGCGGUCAGGUCAGCUGCGAGCAGAGCAUGGACGUCAGUCUGCAACUGACCCCUGUGGCGCAGGAAGAUGGCGGCUUGUACCGCUGCAGCUUCAGCACGGACGCCGGCCUGCAGACCAACACCGUCUUGGUCACGGUGUCAGCGUCAGGUGGCUUCAGCCUGUCUGUGUUCAUGCUGUAUAUUUACUUGGCGAUUGCAACUGCUGGACUGAUUUUACUGACGGUGCUGCUCAUCGUCUUGUUGAGGCGCAGGAAGAAGAUCAGACGAGAAGAGAGCAGAGAUAAACUGCACCCAUCUCACCCACACCAAUGGCGACGGUGGUGGGCGGCAGAGCUUUGCGGGCAAGUCUACUGAGACGUCAACUACAUGGAACAACAGAGCCAUCUUUGGAGUUCUUUUCCCCUUCCGUCAUGUUCCGGAAUAUUAGAAUUAAGAGGACGCUUCACAAAUUCAGUGACUGUCUACAAUAUAUUUUGUCUUUGUAGGGGUCGGUACCACCGUCCAGGUCACUGGUUCCAACCGGAUAAAACAAAAAAAGUGUUGAGGGAGACAAAUGCUACAUGAGAGAACAUUCAAGUUUAUUACCUCUGUCAUCAAAAAACAUAUUUACAUUGAGUGAAAACUGAAACAUAAUGAAAGUGCUAUCGAUGUAAUCUGACCACACAUUUAAACAAACAUGAUGUCUACAGAUUUUCUUCAACACACGCCCACAUUAAAUAAAGUGACACUUGAGGGGAACUGUGGAACAAUGAAGUGCUUGUACAUUUCUCUCAGUCCUACGGCCUUUGUUUCUACACAAACUAUAUAAUAACAUUCAAAUAAAUUGCCACCAAAGGACCUUGAAAAUUUU
Hippocampus comes (tiger tail seahorse) is the source of this 1631-nucleotide messenger RNA. It is a transcript of the gene cd226, whose product is annotated as CD226 molecule. The transcript has 6 exons. Gene Ontology annotation, molecular function: cell adhesion molecule binding. Gene Ontology annotation, biological process: cytokine production; positive regulation of natural killer cell cytokine production; positive regulation of immunoglobulin mediated immune response. Gene Ontology annotation, cellular component: external side of plasma membrane. NCBI's taxonomy places the organism in Eukaryota, Metazoa, Chordata, Actinopteri, Syngnathiformes, Syngnathidae. Bases 44 to 1135 code for a protein of 363 amino acids. The record is from RefSeq and is a predicted model, not a curated record.